Verruconis gallopava is the source of this 1867-nucleotide messenger RNA. RefSeq lists its product as uncharacterized. Gene Ontology annotation, cellular component: membrane. Gene Ontology annotation, biological process: transmembrane transport. Gene Ontology annotation, molecular function: transmembrane transporter activity. The record is from RefSeq and is a predicted model, not a curated record. Bases 233 to 1774 code for a protein of 513 amino acids. The transcript has 6 exons. Lineage: Eukaryota; Fungi; Ascomycota; Dothideomycetes; Venturiales; Sympoventuriaceae.
CCACAAUCCCCAGCAAUGGCUUUAUCUCGAUACCAAGGCUAACGACGACACCAACAUCCCAGGCUGACGACGGAACAAAAGAUAGAUAAGACGACUCUAACAUCUCAAUUGGCAGAUGUAUAUCUACAACAGCUGUGAUCUCACUUCUGGAUCUAGUUGAACCUUUUCUUCGAAUAUCACUCUGAGUACGCUCCACUUUUGGCUCCUAGUCCCCAAUAUUUGGUUUCAAACCAUGACUGAGGAAUCCAAAAAUAUGAAGACAGAUGUGACACCGGCUGACAUGGAAGAUACCCAUUCUGUCAAGAUUGGAUCGGUCACUUCGGCGACUGCAGACGUUGCUGCUGCCUACGCAAAUCAGUUCACUGGUGAGGACACAUACACGAAGAAAGAAGAGACCCGUCUUCGAUGGAAACUCGACCUCCGCCUUGUUCCUCUUCUGUGGUUCAAUGUCACCUUGGGUGCCAUGGACAAAGUUACAACGGCCACAGCAGCGUUGUACGGCUUUCGCGCUGAUACAGGAUUAACUGGAAAUCGAUACAGUUGGGUUGGAUCGGCUUUCUACUUUGGGUAUCUCGUUUGGUGUCUUCCAUCUGGAAGUAUUCUCCAACGCCUCCCAAUCGCCAAGGUAAUGUUUAUCGCCCAAAUUGUUUGGGGGAUAAUUUUGAUCGGCACUGGUUUUGCAAACAACUUCGCAACUUUAAUCGCCCUUCGCGUUCUCCUUGGCGCACUUGAGGCCCCUAUUGUCCCCGGCAAUCUGCUCAUCAUGUCGAUGUGGUAUACGAGAAAGGAGCAGCCACUUAGAACGGGCUUGAUGUAUACCGGUCUCAGUGUCUGUUUUACUGGACCUAUUGGAUGGGGCAUCGGCUUCAUGUCUGGCGAUCAUCAAUGGCGCAGCAUGUUCUGGAUAACUGGAGCGAUGACAAUCGUUUGGGCCUGCGUUAUCGGCAUCUUUCUGCCUGACAAUCCUGUCAAGGCCAAGUUUAUCUCGGAGCGCGAGAAAGCCAUUGCCAUCGAUAGAGUGAGAGCGGACCAGACAGGUGUAGAAAACAAGACAUUCAAGAAGGAGCAGAUGAUCGAGGCCUUUACCGAUCCAAAAACUUGGUUGAUGAUUCUCUUUAAUCUCUGGAUCUCGAUUCCAAACGGCGGGCUUACAAACUUUGCACCUUUGAUUAUCAAGGGACUCGGCUACAACUCUCAACGAUCUGUUUUACUAACUAUGCCCACUGGCAUCAUGCAAACUAUGUCAUCGUACAUCUGUAACGGUGGCGUAUUCCUUGUGGCCAGAUACUUGCCCGGAAAGCAACUACGCACGGCUUUUGUCCUAUUUGGUAUAAUUGUUGGAAUGAUAUCUGCAGUCUUUUUGUACACUCUACCACUUACAAACUACAACGGAAGGCUUGCUGCACUCUACAUGUCUUACUUUUACCUCGGGCCUUAUAUCGUUGCGCUGGGAAUGAACACCGCCAAUACUGCCGGGCAUACAAAGAAGGUUACUGUCAACGCACUGAUAUUCAUUGCUUACUGCGUCAGCAACAUCAUCGGUCCUCAAUUCUUCAAGGCUAGCCAAGCACCUCUUUAUCCUCUCGGCAUGGGUGCGAUCCUUGGAAGCUAUGUGCUCUCCAUUUUGACGAUCCUCGCAUAUGCAGCAUAUUGCGCUUGGGAGAACCGAAGACGUGAUCGAAUUGAUGCGGAGAAAGGAAAGAGAGUGCAUAAUGAUACAGACUUCAAGGAUUUAACUGAUAAACAAAAUGUUCACUUCCGAUACGAGUGGUGAAUGCUUGAGAAGGGGUUUCAGAUUGCGCUUGUGCAUGGACACUCGAGAUAUUUCUGGAUAUUCAGUGAAUUUGAACGACAAACGUUCGCUUAU